This is a messenger RNA of Argiope bruennichi, 722 nucleotides long. It is a transcript of the gene CCAP, whose product is annotated as cardioactive peptide-like. Bases 134 to 436 code for a protein of 100 amino acids. The record is from RefSeq and is a predicted model, not a curated record. Lineage: Eukaryota; Metazoa; Arthropoda; Arachnida; Araneae; Araneidae. The transcript has 4 exons.
GGGUUCCGACUCUCAGCGCUCACUUCGUUCCUAGCUGGCCAUUCAGAAUUGCGCAAACGAAUUUCUCGCUUCAGCUGAACUUCCUGUUUCUCGACUCCAUUGCCAUCCUUCAAGUAAAAUAAAAAUUAAAAAAAUGACCAGUUCAGCGUACUUAACCUUCAUUGUGCUGUCAGUACUGGCUAUCAUCUACACAGUUGCAAGUGAAUCAUUGGAUCAGGAUCGGAUGGAUCUUCCUGUUCUGCAGAAAAGACCCUUCUGCAAUGCGUUCACCGGAUGUGGCAGAAAGCGAUCCAACCUCAGAGGCAGUGAUGCCAGCGAUCUCUUCGGAUCCAGACAGAGCAACUCCCAGAACAAGCUGUACGCUCUUCUGCAGCAAAAGAUGGCCGAAGUCGACGCUCUUCGAGGAAUUCUGGAUGAAGUAAGCAACAAAAAGUGAAGAUUCGUCUGACGUAAGCCCAAGUCCGAAUGUAUGUCUGCAUAUCGCAUACUUUUCCUGUCUUUUAUCGUAGAUUAACACAUGAUUCGACUUACUUGUGUUCCACCCUUGGUCUCCUCUAAAGUGUUUCGGUUGUUCAUUCUAGAAAUUUUCCCAUCGAUGUGAUGUAACUUCAAAACUGAUCAAUAAAUUAUCAUGGAUUUAUGUAAUGAACCGCUGUGAAUAAAGUAGCUUUUCAUUUCUAAAAUCUUCACAGUUGAUUAUUAUGAGAAAUGAAUGUAACAAA